AUGGGAGACUUUGAAACAGGCAAGAAGAUUUUCAUUCAGAAGUGUGCUCAGUGCCACACAGUGGAAAAAGGUGGAAAGCAUAAGACGGGCCCAAAUCUCUGGGGCUUCUUUGGCCGGAAAACAGGACAAGCACCAGGAUUUUCUUACACUGAUGCAAACAAAAACAAAGGUAUUAUCUGGGGAGAAGAGUCUUUGAUGGAAUAUUUGGAGAACCCAAAGAAGUUCAUCCCUGGAACUAAAAUGAUCUUUGCUGGUAUUAAAAAGAAGAGUGAGAGAGAAGAUCUUAUUCGGUAUUUGAAAGAGGCAACAUCAUGA
Molecule: messenger RNA, 315 nt
Organism: Perognathus longimembris pacificus (Pacific pocket mouse)
Lineage: Eukaryota; Metazoa; Chordata; Mammalia; Rodentia; Heteromyidae
Product: cytochrome c, testis-specific
Exons: 2
Coding region: 1-315 (104 amino acids)
Biological process (GO): mitochondrial electron transport, cytochrome c to oxygen; mitochondrial electron transport, ubiquinol to cytochrome c
Cellular component (GO): mitochondrial intermembrane space
Molecular function (GO): heme binding; electron transfer activity
Source: RefSeq, a predicted model, not a curated record